This is a messenger RNA of Apis laboriosa (Himalayan honeybee), 4139 nucleotides long. RefSeq names its product ATP-dependent DNA helicase fml1 (gene Fancm). The coding region runs from base 84 to 4064 and encodes 1326 amino acids. Gene Ontology annotation, molecular function: four-way junction helicase activity; 3'-5' DNA helicase activity; ATP binding. Lineage: Eukaryota; Metazoa; Arthropoda; Insecta; Hymenoptera; Apidae. The transcript is spliced from 13 exons. The record is from RefSeq and is a predicted model, not a curated record. Gene Ontology annotation, biological process: replication fork reversal; interstrand cross-link repair; double-strand break repair via synthesis-dependent strand annealing.
AAGAAAAUUGUUUUCUGCAAAAUUAUAAAUGGUGAAAUAAAUAAAAUUUUUAUAACUUGAAAUCAAUUAAAAAAACUUUUCAAAUGGAAUUGUCACAAAAUCCUCAGAUUUCUUUUGAUGAAAGAACAAAAGGAUUUGAUUUAUCAGCUGGCAAAACAUGGAUUUAUCCAGAAAAUUAUCCUGUCAGAGAUUAUCAGUUCAAUAUUGUUCAAGCAUGCUUAUACAAAAACACAUUAGUUUGUUUACCUACUGGAUUAGGAAAAACAUUUAUUGCUGCAGUUGUAAUGUAUAAUUUUUGGAGAUGGUACCCAUGGGGGAAAAUUAUAUUUUUAGCACCUACCAAACCAUUAGUUGCUCAACAAAUUUUUGCAUGUCACAAUACUAUGGGCAUACCUAGUGCAGAAACUAUUGAACUCACAGGAGCAAUUAGUCUCAAGAAACGAGAAAUAGCUUGGUCAAAAAAAAGAAUAAUAUUUGCUACUCCUCAAGUUUUUCACAAUGAUUUAAACAAAAAUAUUGUACCUAGUGAUUUAAUAAAAUGUGUAGUUAUAGAUGAAGCUCAUAAAGCUUUGGGUAAACACUCUUACUGUGAGUGUAUUCGCAUAUUAAGUGGAAAAAAUCAAAAUUUCAGAGUAUUAGCUCUUUCUGCUACACCAGGCAAUAAAAUUGAUAAUGUUCAUGAGGUAUUACAAAAUUUAUUAAUUGCUCACGUGGAAUUAAGAGAUGAAACUUCUUUGGAUAUUGUACCUUAUAUUAAUAAAAAAAAAAUCGAAAUAAUUUUAGUACCUCUUAAUAAUAAAUUGAUAGAAUACAAAGAGAAAUAUAUUUUUAUUAUGGAUCGUCAUGUUAAAAUUUUACUUCAGUAUAAUAUUCUUCGUGGACAAACUGCAAAUAUUUCAAAAGGAAGAGUCUUCCAUUUAUUAAAAGAAUUCCAAAAGAAAACAAAUAAAACAGGAAAUUAUGGACAAAUUAUAAAAACAUUAAAUAUUUUAAUGACAAUGUAUCAUGCUUAUGAACUUAUGAUUAGAGAUGGACUUAGAGCAUUUUAUAAAUUUUAUCAAAGCCAUUCUGAUAAAUUUUGGAUGAAUGAGGAACCACAAUUACAAAUAUUGCUUGAAGAUAUUAAAAUAUAUCUUGGCCCAUUUCCUGAUACAAAAAUUUUAUGUCAAGAAACUAUAAUGGAAAUACCCCAAAAUCUCAUAUUUGGACAUACGAAAUUCGAUAAAUUGAAAGAAUUGCUUAUAUAUCAUUUUAAAAAUAAUCAAAAAAAAGAAAAUAAUACAAGAGCUAUAGUUUUUGUUGAGUAUCGAGAUAUUGUAAGCGAAAUUUAUAUUCUAUUACUACAAUGCCAACCAUUAAUAAGACCCCAAAUGUUUGUUGGUCAAGCCGGGCAAAAACAAAAGCAACAAAUAAAAGCAUUAGAGAAUUUUAAAAAUAAUUAUGUUAAUGUUCUUAUAUCUACGAGUAUAGGAGAAGAAGGAUUGGAUGUUGGAGAAGUAGAUUUAAUAAUAUGUUUCGAUGUAUCUCAACAUUCACCGACGCGACUAGUGCAAAGAAUGGGAAGAACAGGACGAAAACGCGAUGGACAUAUAAUUAUUCUUGUUACUGAUGGAAAAGAACAUGAAACAUUAAAAUCUACAAUAGCUAGAAGAGAUUCUUUAAAUUAUAAAGUAUUAAAUACGAAUAAUAUUUUCUCUUCACUUUAUCAAAACAAUCCACGUAUGAUUCCCGAUAUCUUAAUUCCAGAAUGUUUAAAAAUGCAUAUUAGCAUACAACCAAAGACUCCUGUUAUAAAAUAUAAAAACAGAAAAAGAGAGGCAAAUAAUAAAGAAAAGAAACAUCAAAAUAUCAUAAAAAAAAAUGAAUUCAAUUUAGUAUCGAAGAAAAACGAAACUAAAUUUUUAAUGAUGAAAUAUUUGAAAGUUGAAGAAAACAAAGAAUCUUCUAAAUAUAAUUAUGGAAUUCUUAAUUUUGAGGCAAUUCAAAAUAUUAAUAAUCAUAACACUACUAAAUUAUCAGAUGUGAAAAUUCUUUCUUGUGACAAUCAUGCAGUUGAUUUCCUUACAAUAUGUGCUUUGAAGAUUUCUGCAAGAGAAGAAAAUAUAAAAAACAAAUGUAAAAUUAAUAAAUCUUAUGUACCUAAAUCUUCUUUUGUUAAAAAUUUUGUGGAUUUUACAAUACCUGAUAUUAAAGUUCUUAAUUGUUUAAUUACACUGAACGAUAUUAUUCCUUAUAAUUAUGACAAAAAUAAAUCAAAUAAUGAUAAUGAAAAUGACAAUUGGAAUAAUUCGCAUAAUGAUGAAUAUAUAGUUAAAAAUAAAAUAACAUCAACAGAGAUCGUUGAUAAGUAUCAACAUCAAAAAUCAUCUUCCAAGUUUGAAGAUUUACUUGAUGAUAGUAAUAAAUCAAAUGAAACUGAUUUAUCAGAUAAUGAGGAAAAAAAACUAGAGAAUAGCAUUAUGUAUUCUACUUAUUCUUCUUCAAGUGUUUCUAAGCAAUGUAUAAAAAGCAAUCUGUUAGAAUCAGUCAGAGCAGGAAAUACAAAUAACAUAUUACAAAGUUCAAUAUCUGAUAAAUUUGAAGAUAUAUUGAAUGAAAUAUCUGAUGAUUCUGAAAUCAAUUAUACUGAAAAUUUUGAACAAAAUUUGAUAAAAAAUAUUGACAUUAAAAACGAUGAACAAAUAAAAAAUUUUUCUAAUAUUACGGAAUUAGAUAAUAAUUUUAGGUUAAAAAAUGAUUUGCAAAAAGAAAUUAAAAUAAAUAAUUUUUCUUCAAUUCCAAUGGAUCAAUAUAAACAUAAUUUUGAAUAUUUUGAAGAUUUAAAUGAAACUACUAAUAUGCCAAAAUUUAUUCAAAAUGAAUUUCAAAAUGAAUAUACUUUUAAUGAAAAACAAACAAUUGAUGAAAUAGUUCGAUUAAAUUCAAAUUCAAUCCUUUCAAAGAUCAAUGAAUCAGAAGAUGAUAUAUUUCAAGACAAAAAUUUUUUAUUGCAAAUCGAUAAUCAAUCAAAUUUUGAUGAACAAAUAAAUAAUUCGAUUGAUUAUAAAGAUGAAAAGAAUUUUAAUAAGAUAGAAAAUUUAAAUAAUCAAAAAAAUAUAAUUAACACAGAAUUAGAAGUGGAAGAAUAUGAUUGGGAUGAUGAUUUUAAAGUUUCGACUGAUACUGUACAAAAUUAUAUAAAAUUCGAUACAUUUGAAGAAAAACAAAAUAACGAGAAAUUAAAAAUUGAAAAUAAUAUGGAAAGAUGUGAUCUAAAUAAUAAAGAAUGGAUUUCAAUCGAAAAGUCGAAAAAUAUUUCAAAACAAAACGCUUCUCAUAUGACUAUAGCAAAUAAAUUAGCGAAUGUAAGAAAAAGGAAUUCGAAUUAUAAUUAUUUUAAUAAUGAUUCUAUGAAUAAAGAUAAUUCUAAAAAUGUUUAUCUUUCAACUGUAAAAGAAAAAAAAUAUAUUUCCUUCAUUAAUAAAUCAAAAAAUAAGAAGAAAUAUGUAAGUCAGAAAAAAGAAACAGAAUAUUCUCGAAAACAUAAUCAUAAUCGAAAAUUGAGAAAAACAAAAAAUGAAUUUAUAUUGGAGGAAGCAGAAGUUUCUUCGAAUAGUGAGACGACAAAUGAAAGUUGUGAAACCGAUGAUGAUCUCAAAGAUUUUAUUAGUUAUACGCAAAAUAUACAAGAUACAUCUGAUAUAUAUGUUCAUUAUUUACAGAGUACUAAAAGUCCAGUUAAUAGACAAAAUUUUCUUUUGAAACAACAAUGCACACUGAAUUCUAAUAUAGAUAUAUAUUCACAACCUAUAACUCAAAACGAAUCCUACAUAAAUGAUUCGUUUUGCGUAACGGGAGACGAAACUGAUAAGGAAAUUACUCGAGACAAAGAAUUGUCCGAACUAGAAAAAGCGGAAAAAAAACUUAAAAGGCAAAAACGAAAACGCAUUAGAGAUAAAGAAUUAAGUCGUUAUAGGAGAAUUAAUAAGAGAAGAAAUAUAAUAAAUUAUUUUAGCACCAGUGAAGAUGAGACUGAAAAUUUGCGCAAACAAAUAAAGGACGAAUCGUUAUUAAAGCGAUCAUGAAAAAAAUAAAUCAAGUUAAUUUUAAAAAUCUAUCAUUUAUAUAAUUUAUAAUAAUAAUAAAUUGAGCAUUUUCUU